GCGUCACUGUUUUUGACACCUCGGUCUGGCUGGGUGGGCUGUGGGCGCUGUUCCGUUGGUGGUGUGACGCAGAGGAGAGAUAUCCGAGGUUUGACGAAGCCAUCGUCACCACCAUCGCCCUGCCACCCGAGUGGUGGGAUUUCCUUACACGUUUUUGUCAUGCAUAAUGGCCCACUGACACCCCCCACUCACUCAUUUCAUACUAACAUUUUACUACGAAUGGCUUUUAAAAAACCCCCAUGACUUCCUUUUACAGUCCAGUUAUUAAAUCCCCUACUGUUUUUGGAUAUCUUUCUACACAAACAUCUGCUUCCUCAAAUAUUGAAUGUCGCUUUCACUUUCUACAGUAUGAGCCACGGGUCACAGUGGAGAAUUCGCGGGGAAAUUUAGCCGCCGCCUGGGGGAGUUUCCAUUGCAGCGGAGGCGGAGUAAACCUCAAGGGUCUGAUUUGCAAGUGAGGGCUUGUAGUCUCGAUCAGUACAAGUAGGCUGUACAAAGUCUUUGUACAGUCGUGUAGACUUUGUUUACAACUUUGCUCCUCUUUUCUUUCUCUACAGCAACACAGCACUAUGGCGUUUCUGGAGCUGAGGGACUCCAACAGUCGCUUCAGGUUUUCUCAGUCCUGCGUGGGUUUGGCCGGUUGCCUGUGUGUCUGCUACGCGGUCUGGACACCGUUCUGGCUGAAGGACCGGGGUCUCUGGACAGCGGGGAAUAACACUAAAAGUGACCAGACAAGCAGUAGAGAUGGUUUUCUCUUCAACGUGCUGGAAGCAGAGAGAGUAUUUGGAGUUCUUUCCUUCCUCAUGGCCGCCAGCACUGGUGCUUUGUGUCUGGUGUUCGCCCUCUGCUGGAGAUCUGAGACGGUGCACUCCUACUCCAACACGCGCUCCCUCCUCAUGGCAGGACAGGCCCUCUACCCCUCAACGCUCCUGUUGCUCACCAUGGCCUCCACAGGAUUCUGUUUCCUCUUCAGCUGGUCUCUCUUUACCCAUCAGCACCGGGAAGAAAUACGCCAAGACUUUUCCAGCCUCGGCUCCUCCUAUUGGCUCGGAGCUUUAGGCUGGGUCCUGCUGUUAGUCCUGGAGACGAUAAUCUUUGUAGCCGAGCAAGCUGUCGUGCCUGACAUCCUGCCGGACUUGGAGAGGGCCGUGGAGUCCGUUCGGAUUUCCCAUCCAACGAAGGCCGCACUACGCUCCUGCAGCGAUGGCUAUUACCCUUGUAACAGCAAAAGAAACAUGGCUCCCAAGAGCCUCAGUUAGAGUGCAAGGACGUGACCGGGGAAAAGGUUGGGAAUGUGCUAGCAACACAUUAAAGCACACAGACUCAAUGAGGGAAACCAGCAAUUACUCGCCGCUCCGUACAAGCAGAGUGAAUAUGGAUGAACUGUGGACAGAGUUACGUUUUCGCCAGAGGAAUCACCUCUUCAGUGGGACUGAAGCGUCCAGUGUCCCAAAGAGCCGGUGGUCAUUCUCCAGUUUGUCACCGGUACCGACCGACUUUACGUCAAACACACUAAAAACACUAAGGAUGAAAUGCUCGAGGGCAACUGUUUUCUAAUAAAGUCAAUGUGAUCGAUUUCUUGAAGCUUUCUCAGAGUUUAGGAUCCAGUUGUGGAGGCUUUUCAGUUGAAUCAUGGUAAAUAACACACUCACUAAAAUGCCAACUCAUACUAAAUUUCAGCGGUUGCUGUAAUAUAGUUGUUGAAUGUUAAAACAGCGCCGUAUUGUGGACAUUGAAAUUAUCGUGAGUUGCACAUUGAGGGAAAAAAAGCAUUGCGUGGCCGUACCAGUCCAUCAAUCAAUGAUCCUCUUUUAUUACCACUUUGUUUGUCAUAUGACACAAUAUAGCAAGCUCAACAAGUCUUACUUUGACUGCGCUGGCCGUGCGCUUUCUACACCGUUUCACAGCUAAAGUCAAAAGGUCCGUCUGUCCAUGAGGUGGUAUCAGAGAGCAGGAGUAACGGGUGCUCAGUCUGAGCGUGAUGUUUAACCACGUACCUGCCAGCAGGAGGUGCACGUGCAGUGCGUGUGCGUUUCCGGCGUGCAGGCCCCAGCUCUGCGCCUUGUUUUGACCAGCCGACGGCCUCCGGAGCCGUUAUUUACUUUUCCUGUCACACGUUCCCUGGAGGAGAGGAAGCACUCCGAUGCUGGACUGCUUAUGUUGAUGUUCUCGACCUGCCAAAGUGGGGGAGAAUUAAGCGGCUCUGGCUCCGUUAAUUGGGCGUUAAUCAGGUGUUGCUCUAAUUAAAAGGCAGUUCCGCCGAGCUGGGCCUUGUUAAUGAGUUUGUCAUUAAAUCCACGGUGGAUUUUUGCCUCUUUUUUUUAAUUUACAGACAGGAUAGUGCUUAAUUGCGGUGUAAAUGAGGGGAAUGUCCUUGAAGGUCGCCUUGCCUCAGCGCAUCCAUGUGGAGAAUCGUUCCAAAGAGCUUCCCCCACCCAAACCUACUACAACUUACUACAAAUUGAUUCAAUUCACUGUGUUGACCUCCCGUUUCCAGCUGCGCCUCUCAGUGGCAACUUCACUAAAAAGGAGCUCCACCAUUUGCUAAAUUGAGGGAGCAGUCACACUCCUUACUUUUCAAAAUGUAAUUUGUAAUGAGUAAUUUCUGAAUUGAUUUCUUUUCCCCCGGCAGCGACUGUCUCGGCCAAAACAAGCAUACGUUCUUCCAUAAAAAUAAAAAAAUAACCCGCUUUUCCACCACCAACACAAACGCUACCCCCCCUCCCCCCCCUUUCAGACCAAAGGAUGAGAAGGCCUCGGCAGAAAGCGAGACCCAAAUCAACGCGGAGAUAGUAAGACGUUUAGGCGCACAGGAUGAAACCACAGAUGAAUAGUGGGAGAUGUUACGCACUGAUAGACGGGUGGCCUGAUAGACACCGAGAGAUCGCGGGUGCUGAUUGUUGAAGGGCAUUCGCGACAAAGACAUCAAUCAGAAGAUGGCUCCAAGAUUGGGCAGCAUGUGUUGAACACAGCCUGGGAUAAACCACUGCUCUUCAUAUUAAUUAGAGACCAAUUAUACAACCAUGUCCUACUAAUUAUGCUGCACUGCCACCCCCCCCCCUCCUUCCCCCCAAAGUGCAUGCAUCCCUUUUCUCCCGCAAUUGUGGUUGUGUUCAUUGAGAUAAAUAAAUAAACUUGCCGUCUGCCAAGGCGAAGCAUCCUUAAUCAGUGCUGUGUGCGAGCGUGCUGUUGUUUUCCGCUCGGCCUUUUGGUGGUGCUGGUGUGACAUCUAUUGCUUUUGCUUCAUGCAAUGAAUUCUGGCCAAAAAAAAUGUUGGAGACGUUGCUCUCAUUCGAUUUGAGUAAUGAAAUCACAAUAAAAAAAGCUCUCCGUC
Molecule: messenger RNA, 3334 nt
Organism: Gasterosteus aculeatus aculeatus (three-spined stickleback)
Lineage: Eukaryota; Metazoa; Chordata; Actinopteri; Perciformes; Gasterosteidae
Source: RefSeq, a predicted model, not a curated record